AUGUCGGCUACCGCCCCCAAGCCUCCUGUCGAGGAAAUCCUCAAGCACUACCAAUACAAGCCAGAACUAGUCGAGCGCGUCAGUCCGCGCCGCGAACCUCUGCCUUGCCUGGCCAUUGAAGAGCCCAAGGCCGAGUGGCCGCGCCGCUUCGCGGCCCUCGAGGCAAAGAUCCAGGCUGCCCUCGGCGACCAGGCACUUAUCAUCUCCCACGUUGGCUCGACCAGCGUCCCAGGCCUACCCGCCAAGGACGUCAUCGAUAUUGACCUCACGGUCCCCGACAUUGACAACGAGGACUCGUACGUGCCGGCCCUGGAGGCGCAGGGCUUCCACUUUCGCAACCGCGAGCCGCUAUGGCACAACCACCGCUAUUUCAACUACUACAGCGAGAACCUGUGCAACCUGCACGUCUGGGCCCCGGGAUGUCCCGAGGCUGAGCGGCACCUGCUGAUGAGGGACUGGCUGCGCGAGCACAAAGAGGACUGCGAGGGGUACGCGCGUGUGAAGCGCGAAUCGGCAGCCGCGACGAACGAGGUGGGUGAGACGGUGAUGGAUUACAACUUGCGCAAGGAAUGGUGGAUCAGAGAGCUUUUGCACCGAAUCUUUGUUGCCAAGGGGUACAUGACCGAGGACGGGCAACCUAUCCACCGGGAUUAA
Akanthomyces muscarius is the source of this 654-nucleotide messenger RNA. RefSeq lists its product as uncharacterized. The coding region runs from base 1 to 654 and encodes 217 amino acids. The transcript has a single exon. The record is from RefSeq and is a predicted model, not a curated record. Lineage: Eukaryota; Fungi; Ascomycota; Sordariomycetes; Hypocreales; Cordycipitaceae.